This is a messenger RNA of Symbiodinium natans, 2010 nucleotides long. Lineage: Eukaryota; Dinophyceae; Suessiales; Symbiodiniaceae. The record is from the annotation of a GenBank genome assembly.
AUGUUGUGGUCUGGCCCGAAGCAGUCUGGUCUUCUGAUCGGGCUCGGGGGCGUCCGCGCGGUCGUCGAGAAGGAUCGGGCCCUGCUCUUUGGUCCAAGAAAUCGGGACCAGGCCCGCUUCCUCCGCGUCCUGGGGAAUCAGCGCCUCGCUGCCGAGAGGGGCGAAGGCGCGCCCCUGGUCGGAAGCUUCCGGAUGAUCUUCGUGGAGUCGGCGCUGCUCGCGCUGAACCGGCGCCUGGCCUCAAGGCUCCUGGAGAUCCGCCAGCGUAUGGAGCCGAAGUUGUUGGCUCCACCGGUGCUCCGGGAGCCAGACCUUGAGGAGGUACGGCAGCUCCGCCGCUCCCUGGUGCAGUGCGCCAGUCAAGCCUCUGCCGUGUCCUCGGCACUGCUGUCUCGGCUGGACGGGGACGAGGCCGCUUUGCUCGCGGAUGGGACCGCAGAGCCCGGUGCCUCCCGAAACGAGUGGGAGGCCAUGCUGGAGGCUUAUCUGCAGGCAUGGACAUAUGCAGACAUGGACAAAUGCAGACCCGACUGCGCAAGCUUCGAGGCAAAGCUUAACCUCCUCUUCGCUUAUGGGGCAUAUUGCCUCUUUAUUUGGCGCGAGAUUGACGACUCAAAAACUGCAGAGUUUGCAGCCUUCGAAGCGCUCGUGACGUUGGACCUGCUGCCCAAUGGCACCUACAAGUGCCGCUUCUGCGGAAAGAGGCCGAAUGGCCUCCAACAGGCCCUGGCGCACAUCCAGACGGCCGCGCACCAGGAGGCCUUGCUGCGGCACCGGGUCGAUUGGCGCAUGCCAGAGGCUUUGGAGGCAGCAAUCAAGGACAUCCUGGCCCACCCUGCAGAGGUCACGCGACAGGACAUGGGGCUGAAAUCGCUGACGUUCUGCACUGUCUGCGUGCGGCGGAGCCUACAGCUUUGCAACGUCCUGCUGUGCAACGCGGUAACCCUUGGCGACUCUGCCCGCAGAGUCAGCACGAAGCUGCGGUGGUGCAUCGUGUUGGCGGAAGAUGGCGAGGAGCGAGGGUGCCUAAGGCGGCUUCAUGAUGUCUGCGGCCUGCGGGGCACGGAGGAGCUUGAGGUCAACGUCUGCUUUGCAGAUCUUUCCGCAACGGGCGGCUUCUUUCACUCAAGCUUCGCAAAGAACACGUCGCACUGCUUUGCGCUUCACUGCAUUGGCUGCAGCAAUUUCGAGCUGCAAGACCACAUUCUGGUGAAUCUGGACUGCGACGUAAUCCUCCCGCCUCGGUUCGCCGAGUCUGUGCUGCACAAGUUUCGUUCACGAGCUUUGCAGCUCUUGGCGUGUCGCAACAGCCAGGCUGCAACGACUGGUCGGUUGGCGAUCCGUGCAUCAGCCUUCGUGGAGGUUCAAGGCUACGACCAGGAGCCGGAUAUCCAGGGGGCAGGGUAUCAAGAUGUGGACUUGCAUCAUAGGGUUGGGAUUGUGCCUUUCGCAGAUGAUGGCUCCAUCCGUUCGGAUCCCGAGGCAUCGUCGGCAUUGUCAGCUCGCUCUGUGGGGCGCCUGCAAGCGGCCGAUCCCGCUCUCGGCGGAUGGGCUUUGCCAAACACCGAGCAUGAGUUCGCCACCGAGGAAGACGACAGAAGAUUGGCAAAGGUCAAGCAUGUUCACAACCCUCGCAACCUGAACUGGGAUGAGAUGAACGAGGAGAACAGGGCAGCGAUGUUUGCCAAGCGGAAGCGACCGGCUUCCUACGCCUGGAAGCGCAACGUUGGCCUCCGGCUUGGCUGGCCAUUCGUCCAACUGCACUGCGACCAUCUUGCACUGGCCUGGCGGAAUCCUGGCCGCAUGUUCGAUGCGCACCGCCCCCUUCUGCGCAGCCCACCUGCGAGCAUUGGCAGCCCACCUGGGGAUGCAGAGGUUCGUCGUGCUUCUUGCCGCUUCCCGCCAUCCGAAGACUGGCAGGAUUGGCAUCAGGACCUCAGCCGAGCUGCCUCUGCCUGGAUGGACAACUUGCCAGAGAGCUUCUGGAUCGGCGAAGAGCACACGUUCUGA